UCAUUUAAAUUUUAUACUUUUUAUUUGGCGUGAAGAAAUAAAACACAUACGGCUACAUGUAACUCGUUUAAGCGAGCUUCUCAGUUCAAUAUAUACAUAUAUAUAUAUGCAUACGGAAUACGUGUUAUUACCACAAAAUAAAAACGAGUUUUGUCUGCCAGCACCUAGGCAAGUUUGUGUGAAAAGUUCCAAAGCAGAAAAUUAAGCUAAAAUGGUUGAUAAAUUUAUCAGCAUGUGGAAAGUGCGCGAAUUGGCGGACAAAGUCACCAAUGUCGUAAUGAACUACACAGAAAUUGAGGGCAAGGUGCGCGAAGCGACCAACGAUGAUCCUUGGGGUCCAACCGGUCCACUCAUGCAAGAGCUGGCGCAUGCCACAUUCUCCUAUGAGACGUUUCCAGAGGUCAUGUCCAUGCUUUGGAAACGCAUGCUGCAGGACAAUAAGACCAACUGGCGGCGGACCUAUAAAAGUCUGCUGCUGCUAAACUAUUUGGUGCGAAAUGGGUCGGAGCGUGUGGUUACUUCGUCGCGGGAGCACAUCUACGAUCUGCGCUCCUUAGAGAAUUACACGUUUACGGACGAAGGCGGCAAGGAUCAGGGUAUUAAUGUUAGGCAUAAGGUACGAGAGCUUAUAGACUUUAUUCAGGACGAUGAUCGUUUGCGCGAGGAACGCAAGAAAGCCAAAAAGAAUAAGGACAAGUACAUUGGCAUGAGCAGCGAUGCAAUGGGCGGCUCUCGUAGCGGCGGCUACAGCGGUUACAGUGGUGGCGGUGGUGGUGGCAGUAGCUACAACGAUGGCGACUGGCGCAACAAUCGUGGCGACAAUUGGUAUUCCGACAAAAGCUCCGCAGACCGUUACGAAGACGAGGAUACUCAUUACGAUGGCGAGCGUGAGGGUUCCGACAGUGACUCACCAAGUCCCAGACGCAACUAUCGUUACAAUGAUCGUGCUAGUCCCGCUGAGGUGGCCACUGAGAGCAAACCGCCAAGCCUGAAUAUGAACAUACGCUCAAAGGCAGUCAGCUCGCCGGUGUCCAAGCAGCCGACACCAACAGGCAGCUCAACCUCAACCAAGAUGCCGCCAACGCAAAAGAAAAUUAAUUUGGGUGCUGCUGCUAACUUUGGUAAGACGCCAAACGCGGCCGGCAUUCAUUCGCCCACGCAUCGCGACACGCCCACCGGCAACAGUGUUGAUCUAAUGGGCGGCGUUUCGCCUAACAACAACAGCAACAACAACAAGAGCAAUACACCCAGCAACAACAAUGAUUUGCUGGAUGAUCUUUUCAAAACGUGUGCUCCGGCAACACCACAGCAGGAGAGCGAAAAGACGCUUAAUAGCGCAGCAGUUAUUGUCGAUGACGACGAUGAUUUCAAUCCACGUGCUGCAGACGCUGCCCCAACGCAAGAGUUUGGUGAUUUUGCUGCUGCUUUUGGCGGCGGCUCAGCACCACCAUCGACUGGCAUAUUACCGGCGACCGGCAACGAUGAAUUUGCGGACUUUGCUGCAUUCCAGGGCUCAAGUACGGCGGCGGUGUCAUCAUCUUCGGCAUUGGAUGGCCAGCUGCUGACGACGGCGACGCCAGCCAAUGAUGCCUUCGAUUUGUUCAAUGCCACAACGCUAGCAGCGCCAGCGGCACCAACAACAGCCACUGAUCUGCUGGCCGGAUUGGGUGAUUUAUCGAUCCAUCAGAGCAUGCCAAUGGCUGUUGAAAUGCCGCGGCAAGUCUUGAAGACGCCGCCGUUACCGCUACCGCCACCGUCCGAAUCGAUACAUCUGGCUCUAAACGAGGCCAUUGCGGAAUUGCGAUCGCUAAGCAGCGUUCAGAGCGCCGCAGAUGUCAGCUUUGUGGCAGCCACACUGCGUCAACUGCAUAGCGUUGGUGCCUUGCCUGGAUAUACAACGCCAGAGCAACUCGUGGAUCUAGAUUGCCCGACGGUUGAUUGGUCCCAGCUGGCCAGUGACGAGUAUGCCGCUCUGCUGGCCCAGCUGGCCAGGCUGUUCACACCGGAUUGGCCGGAGCCCGAGGCAGAUGGGGAUAUCUUAAAUAUGUUCAAAUUGGAUCACAGCUCGGGCUAUGUGCAAGUGGCAUUUGAGACGCUAUUAAAGCAGCUGGAACGUGUGCCCAGCAGGGCGAGCUGUCUGCUCGCCGCCCUGCUCCAAGAUGAGCGUCUGCUGGCCAUCUGUCUGCUGCACUUGGCACGCCAGCGUGGAGCGCUAAUGCAACGUUUUGCGCGCACCAUUAAGUUGAUGCCAGAGCCACGGCUGGAACAGCACGACGAGCAAAUAAUGCAGUUCAUUCAGCUCCUAAUGGGUCUGCCCAGUCUCGUGGCCAAUAAGCUGGGACGUCAGAUGCCGGCGAUAUUUGCGGCCAGCGCCUAUGGGCGCCUGUUGUUGCGUCAGUGGUUGAAAGCUGUCCACUUUGUGCUGCAGUGCGAGGAUAAUACAGGACAUUUCGAUCUAAGCCCGUUUAGCUGGCUGCUAUCACGUGUCCUCGCCAACUUUCACGAUGCUUCCAAUGUGGAGUGUCUGUUGCGAGUGCUCGAGGACUUAGCGAUUGCACCCAAGCCACGCAACGUGGUGCAGCAAAUCUUGCGUGAACUGGAGCCAACGGCGUGUUUUAAAUUGGCACAGAGCGCACUCAGCAUCCAGCUUAAUCUAUACGUGCUGCUGGGAACAAUUGCUUUGGAGUCGCCCCAUUGGCAGCAUUGUUUGCUGCAGAAGCUGCCGCUGCAGCGUACGCCCAUCGAAAAUGGAGCACUUUGCUCGCUUGUGGGUUAUCUAAAUGUCGUUGCGCCCACACAGCUGCAGUUGCUCUUCACGCAGCUGCUGGGCAUUUGGUCCAGUCGCAUCUCACUACAAAAGCUGAGCAGCCAGGAGCAUGUGGCGAUCAGCAAGAUGCUUGUGCUUACCGGCAAAUACGGUGGCAUGUUGCAGGCGGGGCACAAAUGUCAGCUGCACGAUGGACUCAGUCACCAUCUGCAGUCGCCUGACAUGGUGCAGCGCUAUGUGGGCAUGAAGACCGUAGAGCUGCUCUAUAAUUGCAUAUUGGAUCCGAACGCCAAGAACGAGGAUUAUUUGCAUUUUAAUUACGUAUCCAUGGAGCAGACGCCACAUUGGCACAUUCUCGAGGAGCUCGAGAAUCUUGUGCUUCCCAGCAAGGAACAAUUGGAUGCGCAACCCAGUUGCGAGUUGAUGCAACGCCUCGAGCUGCACAUGGCUCAGUUUAUGGGCGAGCAGGUGCAGCAGGUGCAGUCAAACUCACCACAGACGCAGCCAGCAGCGACAACAACAACAACAACUGCUGCAAUCAUGCAGCUGGACUUGGACUCGGAUGAUGAUGAGACACCAGCACAGAUAGUCGACGAGGACGAUGACUUACAGCCAUAUGACAUGUCCAAUGAUAUUUCCAGCAGCCUGGAACAGCGACCCAAGUUCAUACUUGACUUGCUGCAUCUGUUGCGCACCAAAGUGGCAAACUGUGAGAUCUUUGAGAGUGCACUGAGCACUGCCGAGCAACUGAUACGCAGUCAGCUGGCACAGCAAGAUGUGAAGCUGGCCCAGGAGCUGAUGCAGCUGUUUAUAACACUCGAGAUGCAGUACUACUUUGAGAACUUUGAGAUCACCCAGUUCCAGUGUUGUGUGGCCAUUUGCGUAGCCCAACCGGCCGCCUGUGCGGAGUUGCUGUGUCGUGAAUUCCACACGGACAACACACGGUAUGCGUCCAAAGUGCGCAUCCUCAUACUACAGGUGCUGGCUGCCGCGGCCAAGGAGCUGGCCGGUGAUCAGCACCAGCCGUCACCAACUAAUGCGGAAAUCUUGGAUAUUGUGCCAACAGCUGCCAAACAGCGACGCAAGUUCAUGUUGCACCCCGACGAAGAUGCAGCCGCAGCGCGCCUGCUUGCCGCACAGCGAAUCAUACGCGAAAGAUUGCGCAGCAAGACAAGACGCUUUCUAAGCAAGCACAAAAUACCAGAGGCUCAGGCGAAAAUGAAUCCCUUCCAUGCCGUGGCCGGAACAUUUUUCUUUGGCCUGGUGCGCGGUCAGCGGACACGUCAAAUGCUUUACGUAAAGUACGAUAACAUUUCGCAUGACAUUGAGACAUUGCUGCUGAUCAACAUGCUGCACACAUUGGCCGUGUUGGUUAUGUGCGCCCAAAACUGUCCCCUGCUGCCGGCCAUGACCCGUGAGAUCUUCGAUCUGUGCGCCUUUGUGCGCUUCAGCGCCGAGGCACGAGUACGUGCGGCGACACUGCAACUGCUGGGCACUGCGCUGGUCACCAUGCCCGCCCACCUGCUGGCUGCCCAUUCUGCCGAAUCACUCAACGAACUGAGACGUUGGCUGGAGGAGUUUGUGCGCUCACCGCUCGUCGGUGGUGAAUCAUCGGACGAGUGCCGAGAGCUCGCCGAACAGAUUUUAGGCACAUGCUAUAAACUAUAUGAUACGGCCGUUCUCGAACAGAGCCAACAGUACUAAGCUUUAGAUAUAAAUAUAUAUAUAUAUACUAUAUGUAGUUAUAAUAUAUGCCCUAAUGAACACAAAUCUUCAAUUUUGUCAUCUCUGCUUCUCCACAAAAAUAUGCAUAGCGUAUAUUUUAGAUACGACAC
Molecule: messenger RNA, 4602 nt
Organism: Drosophila grimshawi
Lineage: Eukaryota; Metazoa; Arthropoda; Insecta; Diptera; Drosophilidae
Gene: lqfR
Product: clathrin interactor 1
Exons: 6
Coding region: 212-4471 (1419 amino acids)
Biological process (GO): endocytosis
Cellular component (GO): plasma membrane; endosome; clathrin vesicle coat
Molecular function (GO): clathrin binding; phospholipid binding
Source: RefSeq, a predicted model, not a curated record